Messenger RNA from Solenopsis invicta (red fire ant), 3014 nucleotides. RefSeq lists its product as uncharacterized. The transcript has 4 exons. The record is from RefSeq and is a predicted model, not a curated record. The coding region runs from base 582 to 2705 and encodes 707 amino acids. NCBI's taxonomy places the organism in Eukaryota, Metazoa, Arthropoda, Insecta, Hymenoptera, Formicidae.
CCACCAACACACAAACGUUAUGUAAACGUUUAAAAAUCGUUUUUCGUUCGUAAACCUGCCGAAUGGUUUGUUUCUCUAACGAUAAAAACGUCCUGCGUGAACACUAUGUCUAAAAACGCCGCGUGAACGUUUUAGAAACGUUCAGAUCCGAACUUUACCUCCUGAUCUCCCCGCAUAGAGGGCGUAAGACUCGCAAGCAAUAUCAAUCAUCAGAAGUUUCUAGUAUCGUCCAUCAUUUAAUGUACUUAACCUAUACGCAUACGUUUUUCUUGAAUCAACUUUAUUAUAAUUAUACGAUUAUAAGUUUUUAUCGUACGAACAUUCAAGUAUACGAUAAAAAGACACAGAUAGAAUACAAAACGACGUGCGUGCAACAAAGACAACCACAUUCAGUUGUAACAACUUAACAAGGUUGGUACACCUGGGGUUUGAACGGUCAGAAAUUUCUACCUCUGUCUGUCAGCCGAACGUCCGCAUCGUGGCGAAAACGGUGUGAAGAAAGUGAUCAGAGGAGAAUUAAGAGAAGGAGAGAGAGAGAGAGAGAGAGAGAGAGAGAGAGAGAGAGAGAGCAAGGAGAAUUGAUGUGCUUUGGAAGCCUCAAUAAUGAAUAUAUUGUAUUUUACGAAAUGACCGAGUUACACAAACGAUCUAUUGGGGAGCGAAGGCUAAGGAGAUACGCCAAAGCUGAAGCUGAUAAGAUAUUCGCUCAUAUAUUAGAAGAUGAUGAGGACAUUUUAAACGUGAUUACAGCAGAUAGUGUUAUAAAUUCACAUGAGACUCAAGAUAUCUCUCAAGAUUCUAUUAAUAAUAUUAGCGAAUCUGCACAUAGCAAUGAAAAUUUACAGCUUUCAAGGCAAAUAAAUGAUGAUAACAAUAGUGAAUAUGUUUGUAUGAGACAUGAUCUGUUAGCAAGUAUUGAAUCAGAUAGUAACUCAAGCGAUGAAGAUGAAGAAGACAAUGAUGAGGAUAACCAAGUGAAUUUCAGGCAAUGGCUAAGAGAAUGGAACUUAAAACACAAUAUUACAGUGGAAGCGUGCAGAGAGCUUCUUGCUAAACUAAAACCAUAUCAUCCAGACUUGCCCUUAGAUCCGCGGACUCUCAAUAAGACGCCUAGAGUAACAUCAAUUGUAGAAUUCGGCAACGGUUCCUAUGUCCAUAUUGGAUUAAUACCAGGACUUGAAAGACGCCUACAAAAUUGUGGACUGAAAAAUUUUGGCACAAACAAAAUAGGAUUGGAUGUUAAUAUUGAUGGAAUAAAUAUGACCAAAAGCUGUGUCACUGAUGUGUGGCCUAUUUUGUGUAGGUCCUUGGAUUUAAUUGAUGACAGACCGUUUGUUGUCGGAAUUUUUGUAGGAUCAGGUAAACCAGACAAUGUAAAUAAGUAUUUGCAAGACUUUAUUUUAGAGGUAUUAAAAUUGAAAAGUGAUGGUCUGGUUUUGAAUGGUGUGAUGCAUGAAGUUUAUAUCAGAUGUUUUAUUUGCGAUGCUCCUGCAAGACAGUAUCUAAAAUGUAUUGUGGGUCAUGGAGCAUAUCAUGCAUGUGAGAGAUGUACUCAAUCUGGAGAAUAUGAAUUUCAUAGAAUGUGUUAUUCCACUGAAACGCACACACCACGUAGUGAUAAAGACUUCGUGAAUCAGUCAGAUCCUGAGCACCACACUGGAAUAUCCCCUCUUUUAAUUCUACCUGUACGAAUGGUAACACAAUUUGUUCUGGAUCCUUUUCAUUUGGUGUUAGAAGGCGUCACGAAAAGAUUUAUGACAUUUAUUUUAAAAGGAACAAAAUCGGGAAUGCGUUUGACAGCAAUGAAGAUUGCUGAAAUUGCUGAGAGAAUGAAGAACUUACGUGCUCAUAUUCCAUCAGAAUUUGCUCGUAAACCAAGAAAAAUGGGACUAAACGAGCUUGGAAAAUGGAAAGGAACAGAAUGGAGAUUAUUCCUUUUCUACGUUGGCUGCAUCGUUCUCAAUGAUAUUCUACCUCCCACUCUAUACAAUUUAUUUUUAAUGUUGCAAUGCGCAAUGAUUAUUUUGUCUACACCACGCUUCAGUAAAAAUGAGUCAUACAUACAUUUUGCUCAGGAUGUGAUAAAUAAUUUUGUUAAAAUUUGUGCACAUAGAGGAGUAUUUGAUAAAAAAUUCGUUGUUUAUAAUGUUCAUAAUCUCCUCCAUUUGUGCGAUGAUGUGAAAAACUUUGGUGUGCUAACUGAUUACAGUGCAUUUCCUUUUGAAAGUUACUUAGGACAAUUAAAAAAAUUACUGCGAGCACCAAGCAAUCCCCUGCAACAGCUUACAAGAAGGUUAGCUGAGAGAGAUUACCUAUAUGAAUAUUCGCAAAAAUCAAGCGAGUUUACACCAGGAAGACAAGUGCUUGGAAAAGAUGAAUAUAAAAUUCUUUCAUCCUCUUCAUUCACUUUGAGUACCGUCCAUAAACGAGACAGGUACUUUCUAUAUGAGGAAAGCAUUGCCACUGCCAAAUCUAUACAGAAACUUCCAAAUGGAAACAUUGUCAUUAUUGCUAACGUUUGUGAUAUAAAAGAAAAUUAUUUUACUUAUCCAUGUGAAUCUAUUAAGCUUGGUAUUUACAAUCUUGGAGAAAUGUCCUGGAAUCGUCGGAAUGUUAUUGUGCCAAUUGAAGCUGUAAAGACAAAAUAUACGGUCCUACCCUGCAAUACAAAUAUGAUAGCUAUCCCUAUGCUACAUUCAUUUUAAAAGAAAAAAUAUGCUAUUGCCGAUCUUAUUAAUACCAUAAGCGGCGAAUCAUUUCUUGAAGUAAGUGUUGUUGCCUGGAAUUGGAUCAGUGAUGAUGGCUCAAAAUGUGUCUAUCCUACGUAUCUACCUCCCAAAAAACAAGCGAUUGCAAUUGAAGAUUGCAUGGAGCCCAACCCUCAAUUUACAUCAUAUCCUUCAACGAUACGUUAUUGGUUUGCAACAUACUCAGAAGCUCGAGCAAGAUUAGAACGAGCAACAAUGCAUACGGAUAUUGAGUCUGCGGAUGACAAAACAAGCAGGGCAAAACGC